This is a messenger RNA of Sphenostylis stenocarpa, 2085 nucleotides long. Lineage: Eukaryota; Viridiplantae; Streptophyta; Magnoliopsida; Fabales; Fabaceae. The record is from the annotation of a GenBank genome assembly.
AUGCCCACACCAUGGGCGAAUCCUCACCGCAGAGACUCUCCGCGGCGAAAUACUAAUAAUUUUGAAAAGCCAAGUGUUAAGUUAUCACAUAUAUCACCAGAAUCUGAAGAGGGUAGGAUCCUACAGUGGGUGCCGCCGCAGGGUAAUAAUUCUCCAACGGGGCAUGUUUCAUCGGUGAAGUCUGGUGAGGAGAGUUCAGUCGAUGGAUCCGAGGCACCAAUGUGGUCGUGUUUUUUCUUUUCUGUGGGGUGGAAUUUUCUUGGGAAAAUUCUGGGUAAGUGGGGAAACGGGAUUAAAAAUAAAAGGGGUGAUGAUGGUGAUGAUAAUGGUGCGUGGGGAAAAGGUAGCGAAUCUGAUAAAGAUGGAGUCUUUGGAGAGAAACAAUUGUGGGAACUGAAGGACACUGGGAAAAGUGAGAGGGAUAGAAGAAAGAAAGUAAAGUUGCAUAUUUUUGGUGUGAAAUUAAAUUUUGAUAUGUGGAGAGGGGUAGAGUUAGAGAUCUUAAUCAGAGCUAGAGGACAAAGUAUUGGUAGGGAUUUUGUAGUUAUUCUUGGAAGCUGUAGAGUAGAAUCUUGUGAUUGGUGUUUGGCUUUGAUUGCUUCUAUAGACCAUCGAGUCCAUUAUUGCUUCUUAUCCCUGAAGAACAGUGUAAUCAGACUAGUGUCUUUGGUUGAACAUAGUCGAAUUUUAAAUUCUACCCUAACUAAAAUUUGCGGGUAUCUUAAUGAAUGCGCAGAAGGAAAAGUGGCUUUUCGGCAUUCAAAUAUUGGUCUUGAGCCUGAAUCUCAGUCAUUUGUGUUCAUCGACGAAGAUCAAAUUUCUGAUGGAUACAAAGUCCAAAAUCAGAAAGUGAAGGAAUAUGAGAAUGGAGUGCCUGCUUUUUUAGAUAACACCGAACAAGGUUUAAAUUCAUCACAAUAUGACAUGGAGUUAGUUGAUUGUGCAAAAAAUGAAUAUGACGCAAAGGUAAGGGGCUUAGUUGAGCCAGUAUCUCAUUCUUCGAAGGAUAUAGAGUCGUUUAUGAAGUUUCCGAAUGAUAUAGAAUCAGUUAAAAGGCCCCCUACUUCACCAAUCUCUAAUCCUGGGGUGGGAGAAGACUCGCUUAGGAAUUCUGUGGAUGUUUACAUGGUCAAAACUGUUACAGAAUGUGAACCACAUCCAGAAGUGCGUUACAAUGAGAGUAAUUAUCAUGUUGUCAAGGAUAUAUGCGUUGAUGAAGGAGUCCUCAAAAAGGAUAAUGUCUUGUUUGUGAAUCCUUUUGACGAAAAGGUCCACAAUUUCUUCCCUUUGGAGGGUUACGAAACUAAAGAAAAGGAGAAAGACAACACCAGUAUCAAUGUACUAAGCCGAACUCCAACGGAGGAGUCUCAUAAGGUUUCUGCUAAUCAUAAUCAGCACAAGGAUUUGAUACUCACUGAUGACGACGCUACUGAAAAAGUUUCUGGUGAUGUCAAAGAGAUGCCUUCACUGGGAGACAAGGUUUUGUUGCAAGAUUUACUCGCUGAGGAUUCUGUAUCUUCUGAUGACAAGGGUGAACAGAUCUCCAAUGAGCCUGGAUUACAGUCUCUGCUGGAAGAGUCCAAAAACACAGUUGAGGAAGCAAUAUUGGCUAGCGCUUCUUCGGCAUUGGCAGAUGAUGAAUCAAAAAAUGACAGCAAGCCAGCAGAGAAUGCAAGCCUCCCUCAUCAAUUUGAUCCUUCAGCUUCUGCAAAUUGUGGUAAAGAAGAAUGCCGCCAAGCCGGAGGUUGUAAAUGUGAUGAAAUUCAACAUACAAGCAGACCAAUAGAAUGGAAGAGUGAUGAUCAGGCUGCAACCAGCCACAGCCACAUUCGACACAGCUUAGGCGAGUCAAGUUUCUCUGCCAUUGGCCCCAUGUCAGGCCGAAUAAGCUACUCAGGGCCGGUACCUUAUUCCGGCAGCAUCUCCCUUCGAUCGGAUAGCAGCACAACUAGCACCCGAUCAUUUGCAUUUCCCAUAAUUCAAUCUGAAUGGAAUAGCAGCCCAGUCAGGAUGGCGAAAGCUGACCGGCGGCUUCACCGGAAGCAACGGUGUUGGAGGGUUGGCUUUCUUUGCUGUAAAUUCUGA